ACAGUAAACCUACCGAGCAGAGCAUCGACUAUUUUGUAUUCGCCCAUUUUCAAAGACAGUAGCACGUGUUUUCUUGUUUUGAAUGCGUUGCAUUCCUACUCAUUAUUUUAGUUUGUAGUUAAAUAAAUUCCUAAACUAAACAGUCAUGUUGGCUCACGUGACCUGUAGCUCGCUUUGUAUUACCGUGAUCGCAGGCAUAGUCGUCGGUAUUUACUUCAUUAUCAUUCACCAUUUUCAUAAAGCGGCCCCCGUGGUUCCUGAUAACUCAACAUCCUUUGACAAUCAUGCUGUAUUGAACACUUCAGUUCUCUUGCCAUUAAUUUUAGAAAGGCACAAUUAUUCCACGACCUUUGAACUCAUCGAACCAUCAUCAUUCUCAACAUCAACAGUGUCGGCAUUUCCCAAGCCACAGAAAGAAAUACCACCGGAAUGUGCUUCUGCGACAUUCGCUUGUCAAGACCUCGAAAGUGCCAGAUUGUGCGGUUUGGUAAAGACAUGUGCUAAUGAUAUCUGGUCUACAAUGAGUGCACCUGAUGACAAUGAUGAAAUCUGUGAUAUAUGCAAAGAAAUGGUUAAAGAAGCUCGAGAUCAACUGCUCAGCAACAUGACUCAGGAGGAAAUCAAGGAAGUAUUUGAGGGAAGUUGUAAGCUUUUGCCUAUUAAACUUGUUGCAGAUGCUUGUAUUAAAGUUGUAGAUGAAAUUAUUCCUGAACUUGUUGAAAUGUUAGCAUCUAGAAUGGAUCCAAAUAUGGUGUGCACAGUGUCAGGAAUGUGCAACCCCGUUCAUUUGCCUGUUGAAAAUCAUAUUCUGAAAUAUUUUAAAAUGAUUUGGAAUAAACAUAAGGACAAUCAAUGCACAGAAUGUACAACAAUGAUAACAGACGUUCAAGUGUUUUUGAAAAAUACUCCUCAGGCUGAUGUUAAGACAGACAUUGAAAAACUGUGUGAUGAAAAGAUCCCAAAAUAUUUGUGUAAUCUCUUGGUGAAUGACUACUUCCCUGAAAUAUACAGUUAUCUUGUGACCAGUACUCCCCAACAAUUGUGUAGUAUUGCUGGUGUUUGUCCUCAGAAGUGUGAACCUAAUGAGCACACACCAACCUUGAAAGAUGAUUUAACAUGUGAAUUUUGUGAACAUGUCUUGCAGCACAUUAAAGACUUGGUAACGACCAACACAACUGAGGAGGAGUUCAGGACAGCACUGUUGAAUUUCUGUAAGCAUGUUGGAAAAUUUUCUGACAAAUGCACAUCGUUGGUCAAUGAUUACUAUGACAUGCUUUUUGAUUACAUCAGAAACUUGGAUACUAAAGGAAUGUGUACCUUGAUUGGACUCUGCAAUAAUGCCAAAUGCUCUACAGUGCCUCUUGUUAAGCUGGUUCCUGCCCAAGAAACCAGGAGAAGACUACCAUGGAUCCAGAUUGAUCCACCUGCGCCCAUAAGAAACAACAUUGACUCUAUUCCUUUGGUUAAAUUAGUUCCUGCUCGUACUGUUUCAAAGAAAGAAAUGAAAGAAUCAAACGAUAUUUUCCAACAACAACUUCCUUUAGACAGGUUGAUUCAUCCAUUGCCAGUUUUUGAAAAAGAUACUGAGUGUGCAUUUUGUAAAGCAAUAUCAUUUUACAUCCAACAAGAUCUAAAUGGAAAUACAAGCAAGGUUGCAGUUAGAGAGGCUGUAGAUGCAGUCUGUGAAAAAUGGGUUAAAGAUUUUCCAGACCAUUGUACUAAGUUUGUCAACAAAUAUGCCAUGAAAUUUCAAGUUGCAGUAGCCAAGGGUGUACGUUUUGAAGAUGUUUGUCCACAUAUGAAAGCUUGUCCCUUAGAAGAAAAUAAAUCAGAAUUAAACGUACAAGUUUUACCGAAAGUCAAAGAAUCUCCAUUUUGUGACUUAUGCAAAGAUGCUAUGAAUGCACUUGAGGAGCAACUUAGUGAUCCGUCUAUAAAGCAAAAACUUGAAAAUUUGGCUGAUCAAGCAUGCAAUGUAUUACCUAAAGAACUAAGAGAUGAUUGUAAUAGUUUUAUCAAGCAGAAUGUGGAUGCUUUAAUUGAUAUUCUUCAACAAGAAUUGAAGCCUGAUAACAUUUGCCCAGCUCUUGGUUUGUGCUCAGCCAAAACAAGAGUAACGCUUCCCCCUCGAAUCAAAGACUUAGAAUGUGAUGUGUGCAAAGAUGUUGUAUCAAAUCUUAGACAGAAAAUAGAAGAUCCAGGAUCUAAGAAAAUUGUUUUGACAUUCUUAGAGGAGGGUUGUGCUAGAUUACCUGGAUCUUUAGCCACUGAAUGCAGAAAAUUCGUUGAUGAAAACAUUGAUACUGUUGUUGCCAUGAUAAUUCAAGAGUUAGAUCCAGAUACUGUUUGUGCUAUCUUAAAUAUUUGCCCAGCUUCAUUGUUAUCGGUGCAAAAGGCGCCUGCCAAGGUAAAUGAUUUGGAAUGUGAUUUGUGUAAAGAAGUUGUUCAAAAAGUUGAAGAUAUGAUAAAAGAUAAAAAAACAGAAGAUGAAAUCAAAAAUGCUCUAGAUAAGGUCUGUUCUUAUUUACCAAAAUCUAUUGCUGAUAAAUGUGAAAAUUUUGUCAAUACUUACACCGAUCUGCUCAUCACUUUGCUUGCUCAAGAAAUGGAUCCAGCUAUGGUAUGCGCUUACCUAAAAGUUUGUCCAGAAAAAGAAAAUUUUACAGAAUGGCAAUCAAAAGCUAUAGAUGUUGAAUGCCAGGGCUGUCAAUAUCUUCUACAUUUUCUUCAGGAGCAGCUUAUGAAUACUGAUACUCAGGGAGAAGUAAAAAAUGUGUUGAAAAGGGUCUGUAAUAUCUUACCUGAAAAUUAUGCCAAAAACUGUGAAGCUUUUGUUGACGAAUAUGGAGAUUCUCUUUUGGUGUUAGUUGCUCAAGAAAUUGACCCUACUUCCAUGUGCAAUGCAAUGAAGUUUUGUGGAAACAAGACAUUGUUGAUUCCAGUUGCUCCUUUGCAUUCAUUUAACAUUGACGAAUGCUCAGUAUGUACUACUGUAGUGGAUUAUCUUGACAAACUUCUAGAAGAAGAUGAUGUUGAUAAAGAGAUCACUCAAGUUAUUGAAAAAGUCUGUUCUGUAUUGCCAUCAUCAUACCAGGCUAAAUGCACUUCUAUUCUUGAAACAUAUGGUCCUUGCAUUUUACAAAUGAUUGGACAACUGGCCGACAGUAAGCAGGUUUGCCAGGAUAUUGAAUUGUGCUCCAGACCCGCUGGACAAGUACACUUAGUCGGUGGAAACAAAUGUACAUUUGGGCCAUCCUACUGGUGCAAGUCAGCACUUCAUGCAUCAGCAUGCAAAGCUGAAGAAUACUGCAAAGAAAAAGUUCUCAAUAACUAGAACAUUUUUGAUCUCCCGGAUUUGUUCAUUUAGGUUAAGAAAACCUGUUUUAUUUACGACUGUAUAGUAGCUAUGCACCAAUUUGUUAUUGUUUUUAUCUUGCCAAGACUGUUGAACUAUAUUUUUUAUUCGCUCAAACUAACAUUUGCAGCUAGACUUGUGCAUAGCAAAUAAAACAACUUUUGUUUAUAGCUUUUGUAUUUAAGUCUUAUUUUUAAGUGAUAAGUUAUUGGCUUUUAUGCAGCGUGUGUCAUUUGUAUUGUACAGUUAAUGAAAUAAAUAUUUAAAUUUGUA
Molecule: messenger RNA, 3628 nt
Organism: Uloborus diversus
Lineage: Eukaryota; Metazoa; Arthropoda; Arachnida; Araneae; Uloboridae
Gene: Sap-r
Exons: 28
Coding region: 146-3334 (1062 amino acids)
Biological process (GO): sphingolipid metabolic process
Cellular component (GO): lysosome
Source: RefSeq, a predicted model, not a curated record